Molecule: messenger RNA, 1419 nt
Organism: Batrachochytrium dendrobatidis JAM81
Lineage: Eukaryota; Fungi; Chytridiomycota; Chytridiomycetes; Rhizophydiales
Exons: 4
Coding region: 1-1419 (472 amino acids)
Biological process (GO): piecemeal microautophagy of the nucleus; maintenance of cell polarity; exocytosis
Cellular component (GO): membrane; cytosol; nuclear envelope
Molecular function (GO): sterol binding
Source: RefSeq, a predicted model, not a curated record
AUGGAUGAUUCACCUGCUGUACAACUGACAUGUAAUCCCUUGACAUCUCCAACCUCCGAAUCACAGGGCAAGCAUAUAUUUCUUGACAAUGAGUCUUUGCAGGUAUCGUUCAAAGGCUAUCAUGGCGUCGAAAAAGCCAGAAAGCACCUUCCACUAGAUCCAUCCAUUCCCAAACCGGCCUUGGCUGUAUGGUCAUUUCUCAAAUCUGCGAUUGGCAAGGAUUUGUCCAAAGUCACAUUGCCGGUAUUUUUCAAUGAGCCAUUGAGUAUGCUACAGCGCAUGUGUGAGGAUAUUGAGUAUAUUGAUUUGCUAUCUUUGGCCAGUCGGACCGGAAAUGCGAGUUUGAUGCGUAUCAUGCUUAUUGCAGCCUACGCCAUGAGUUCUUAUGGUAGCACUGUUGGACGAGUAAACAAGCCAUUCAACCCUAUGCUUGGAGAGACGUUUGAACUGGUACGAAAAGAUAAGCAGUAUCGGUAUUUUUCAGAGCAAGUAUGCCAUCACCCACCCAUCAGUGCAUGUUUCUGUGAAUCGCCAGACUACGUUUUUUGGACCGAGUCAAAUGUCAAGUCUAAAUUUUGGGGCAAAUCAUUGGAGUUGCACCCAUUGGGUAAUUGCCAUGUUUCGUUGCCCAAAUACCAACACUAUAGCUGGAAAAAAGUAACAACAUGCGUCAAUAACCUCAUUGUAGGAAAAUUGUCGAUUGAUCACUAUGGUGAUAUGGUGAUCACUAACUGGGAAACUGGUGAAACGGCGACAUUGACAUUCAAGGUCCGUAGCACAAAUGGAUGCGGUGGAGGAGAGAUUGUUGGAAAAGUCACAGACUCUCGUGGUCAAAUUAGAUUUGAGAUUAAAGGCAGAUGGGACGAUACAUUGACUGCCAUACCUGUGUUGAAUGCCAAUGGUAUGUCGUUUUCAUCAGCUAAGCUUUUUCAGCGUCCAAUUACAUUGUGGAAACGAUAUCCGAUGCCUUUGGCGUCAUUGCAAAAUUUCAACUAUACAACGUUUGCCAUGUCAUUGAAUGAGACGAAUGCCGAGCUUGAAACCAUUCUGCCACUGACAGACUGCCGAUUGCGUCCAGACCAGCGUGCCAUGGAGUGUGGAUUGUGGGACGCAGCCAAUACUGACAAGGAAAAACUCGAGAUGCUACAGCGAUCGAAUCGGAAACGAGCCGAGACAAAGUUUCAUGAAACAGGGAUUCCUAGCGGACCUGUUCAUACUGGGUCUUCAAUUUCAACAAAUGAGCCAUGGUGGACGCCUCGGUGGUUUGUUCGAGAAAUUGAACCGGAUACAAAAGAAGAACAUUGGCGCUUUACCAACGAGUAUUGGACAAUACGGCAAGCAAUUUCCGAGGGAAAAUUAACUCAAUGGCCUGAUUAUGUCAUGGAUGUGUUUGGUAUUGGACCCAAAACCAUUGAAUAG